Messenger RNA from Sclerotinia borealis F-4128, 1266 nucleotides. NCBI's taxonomy places the organism in Eukaryota, Fungi, Ascomycota, Leotiomycetes, Helotiales, Sclerotiniaceae. The record is from the annotation of a GenBank genome assembly.
AUGCCUACAUACCAUCCCAUCGUUGCUGAGCUUCGUGAUGAGCUCCUCAGAGAAGUCGAUGAUCUUGACACUGCUGUCAGGAAUGCCUUGAAAUUCGAUAUUCCCGACAUGGCCAAGUAUGGUGUCAAGUCCGGAAAAGGAUUUCUCGACUUUGCGGACUGGUUAGUUCGAGGUUGGAUUCCAACCGAGAGCACCAAUGGCCGCGAUAUCUACUAUAUCCUUUGCAUCUUCUACUUUGUCCUCGCUCAAGAACCUCUGGGUGUUCGCCAAACCUCAAUUCUCCCAAAGAACAUUAACAAGCCGCUCACCCCUCUGUCUGACUGGCUCGUACGUUACGCCAGGAAGGUUGGGGAGUUUAUGAGCCAACCAGGUUCAUGGAAUGAGACUUCUUUGACCAGCUACCGAAACUCUCCCCAGUUCCGUGUCUUUGAGGCGGAAGAUCCCAGUAAUUGGAAGACUUUCAACGAUUUCUUUCACCGAAAGCUCAAGGAACCUCGUGAGAUCGAUUCACCAGAUGAUGAUCGCAUUGUGACCUUCCCCGCGGAUUCCACCUUUGCCGGUGCCUUUUCGAUUACCGAUGAAUCUGAGGUGAUACUUAAGAAUCUCCCCUGGAAGAUAACGGAUUUGCUCGGUGAAUACGGCAAGGCAAAAGUGCCAGAAUCCGAUGGCAAGACCACAUAUGGCGAACUAUUCAAGGAUGGGGUUUGGACACACUCCUUCCUCAACACCUUUGACUAUCAUCGACAGCACUCCGCCGUCUCGGGCAAAGUCGAAGUCAUCGAUGUGAUCCCGGGUGCUGCUUACUUAGAGGUACUGGUCAAGACAGACGAGAAGGCCGGAGGCCACAACUACCUAUCACCUCGCCGUCGCAUCUCACCGAACAUCAAGAAUAGAGACCCUGCAGGAGUCAUCACACUUGAUGCUCCUGACUCUCCAGGCUAUCAGUUCUUACAGACCCGCGGGAUUGUCAUCAUCAACAACGAGAAGUUGGGUCGGGUUGCGAUCUUGCCUAUUGGUAUGGCCAUAGUUUCCUCUGUCAUCGUGAACAAGGAAUUACGUGGCAAGACCAUCAAGAAAGGCGAUGAAAUUUCCCACUUUGCUUUUGGAGGAUCUGAUUGUGUGAUGAUGUUUGAGGAAAAGGCGAGAGUAUCCAAUUUCCCGGAUACGGAGGCUAACGAACAUUUCUAUUACGGCGAGAAACUGUGCAAGUCUCAUUAUAGAGACGCUGUUCCGUUUCAUUUGAAGGGAAAGAUUGCUGUUAACUAG